This is a messenger RNA of Cadophora gregata, 1716 nucleotides long. RefSeq lists its product as uncharacterized. The record is from RefSeq and is a predicted model, not a curated record. The transcript is spliced from 6 exons. The coding region runs from base 34 to 1716 and encodes 560 amino acids. NCBI's taxonomy places the organism in Eukaryota, Fungi, Ascomycota, Leotiomycetes, Helotiales, Ploettnerulaceae.
AAUAGACUCAACUUCCGCACAUAACAAAUUAUCAUGACGGUAAACAUGGCUGAACGGAAUAUCUCGAAGGAGAUGGAGCAUCUUGCUCUCGCACCUGCCCCGAAAAGGAAGAUCACUCUCGAUUCUGACAUAUGGUACAUGGUGUUCGCUCUGCUUGUACAAGACUAUAUGUUUUGGAUCACCACUUCUGACAACGAAAUGUAUGAUACAUUGGAUUUCUACUCUAGUGACGAUGAUAGCUUCGACACCCCAAAAAGAGAUCCCCUCAAGGGCUGGCUCCAUGAUACUCGAUUGGUCUCUCACCAGUUCGAUGCUGUCUUAAAGCGCUUUGCGUAUUAUUAUACCGACCUCUCCCAAGCCUCGUUCAUACACCGGUUGACUUAUGUCACUGCGCCACCGUGCAAUGCUGUGAAGGAAAACAUUCGUCGGAACGCCAAACUACUUGAACUUUCUCCCUGUCAAUCAGACAACGUGCGUACUACUACCGUCGAUUUGUUGAGUACGAGUCGAUACCUUGAACGAGUUGUAUGGCAGGAUGGUGGAUCUGGCCGUUGUCUGAACUGGGGAAUCCAUGUCGGCCAAUCGAUAUCUGAAUAUCUCAAUGCGUUCUUACAUAACAGAAAGAGAGACAAUCCCCUGCGCAGAUGUCGUAUGACGAUUGCAAAGAGCGAAUUUCUUAUUGAAGUCAUCACCAACCAACAAAACAUCCCUGAAGCACACUAUCCGCGUUACCAAGACGCUACGCUGGGAAAAGAUCGCGCUGAUCACCGAAUGAUUUCAACAAAGAACAGUGCGGCACAAAUCCUCGAUGUCUUCGAGAUCCACAGCUAUUGGAAACACACUUGCUUAUCCGCUUCCAUGUGCCAAAAAACUCCCACCAAUGCGCAAGUUGGUUUUACAGAAAAGGUGGAUACGAUUGAGAUCCUGAAGAUCAUCAUACCGCUUCGAUCAAGAAACUAUGAAAAGGUCGUCCAAACUGUCGAAACCUUCCGAGACUUUGUUGUCUCUCAAAGAGGUCUGAAAGUACUCAGCUUGGAGUGCCCAUGGCCAGCAGAUCUAGUCACAGUUGACGUGCUUCAACAAAUCGGUGAUCGCCUUGACAAGCUCCACUUGUACAGUGGUGACUAUCAAAACUUUCAGCAAAACUUGGUUUCCAAGUCUUGCAUUGACGAGAUAGGUCUUCAUUGUAAAAGUCUCCUCGAGCUAGGCCUCACCUACACGAGCGAACUCUACAACAACACUGAGUUUUUAAACGCGAUUGCACGACUAAAGAACGUGGAGGAGGUCAGUUUCCGCGUUUACGGAAAAAUUGAUUGGAAAGGAGAAACUCCACUCGGAUUAUCCACUGAUGAAGAUUACGACAACGCACGUCGUAUCAUGUUUUAUCUUCACUCAAUGAAUCACAGCAAAAGACCGAGCAAGAUUUCGAUUAUGCAAUACUGGCCACCAAUGCCGCCCCACUGGCAGCCGGAGAACUUGCAUGAGCUUGGUUCCGAUGCUCGCGUGGCGGAGUUGAUGAGCAAUCCCCGGGAAUUCGAGAGCUGCUGUGAUUCAAUCUGGUAUAUUCGGCAUAAGAAGCGAAACUAUUACUCUCAUACAAAUGAUACAGGAACCUACGAGCAGUGGGGAAGCAAAAGAUAUCAGGGGCCUCCGAAAAAGAUAGGUUUUGAGACUGAAGAUACUGAUGGUGGACCAGAAGCUGAAGGAGGCAAUUGA